AUAGUGCAAAACACCCGCAUAUUUACUAAGCACGUCACAAUGACCCAGUUUGACAGGAAACCUCGUCAAUUUAACCCUUCCCAUUAAAUAUGAAUAUAUAAAGGUUUUGGUUAACAAUUUCAAUAGUGUAUUCAUAAGCAGCGUUAGAAUAUUGCUGUAGGUGUUAGAAAGGUAAUAUGGCGGAGUACGGAGUAGCCUGCUUGUCCCCACUGUCACCGCAGAGGACUAGCUUAAAAACUGUGCUACAGAAGUCACUGGCUACACUUCACAAUAACUACAGGAAACAAACGGACCUCAAAGAGCUAGACCAGCAGUCCUGGAACCAAAAUAAGGCAAACCCAGAUUGUUUAAGUGAUCUUGUUCUGUCGUCUGCUGCCAGUUUAUGUGUUAGUUUUCCCUUCAGCGAGUUGGAUGGUUUGGAUAGUGAUCUGGAGACUGAUGAAGACAGCAGUACACCUAUUUUGUCCAGUCCCAGUCAGUCUCAGGGAAAUUUAGAUGCACAGCAAUAUGAUAGCAAUAAAACUGAGACUGAGGGCAUUGAGCCAGCAGAGGGCAGCACUGGACUAAAGCUAACCUCAAAGGAAGCUUGUGAUAACCUGUUGCAUUCCGGUCACGGAGUUGGUGCAGUAAACAACAGUGACAAAGAUAGGACUUCAUGUGAGGGUUCCCUUGCCUCGCCGCGGUCUGUUGAUCAUAAAAGUCAAAGAAGACCAAUGGAUUGUGAAGAGGAGUCUUUCAGAACUUUGGGUGAUGAUGGGGAUAAAGAACUAGAUGUACGUAGAGAUUUAGAAACAUGGCCUGAUAAGUCUGACUGUGAUUUGGACAAUAGGAAAUUAACCAAAGUCCCAGUUUCAUUUGUUCCAACAUCUGACCUACUAACUAGGACUGUUGUAAAAGGUACGACUCCAGACAUUGUGCAGGAAAGUAAGUCUAAAUCUGACUCUGAAAACACUUUUAAUUUACAUGCACCUAGUAUACUGCACGCUGGUAUAGAUAACCAGUUAUUGAAUACAGGAAAAUACUGUGAUCAAAACGGUGAUCAACAAGUUAGGUUUUGUGAAGUGAUGGAGAACAGGGAUAUUAUGCAAGACAUAAGUGUGGUACAGGCAAGGGAACCCCAGACUGAUGAUACUGCACUGUCCAAACAGGGUUCAACAACAAAAGAUCCCUUGGCCAUGCCUUGUUACCCUCUAACUACAUCUAUUGACAACAAUGGAGGGCAUGACAGCAAUACAGAGCUGUUGAAAAUGGAGAAGGACAAUGUUGAUGGCUCAAUAUCAAAGGAAGAGGGGAUCUCAGUUGAGGGCCAGUGCUCUCAGGAGACGGACACUGAAAUGAGUACAUUAAAUCCUAAACGGCCAAGAUUAGUAGAACUAGAGACCAUACCUGAGACUGAGACUUCAGAGGUUGUGGAAAAGUCAACUGAAAUAUUUCCCAGUGCUGCCAGACCUUUGGUGAUAGCAGAUGAAGAGGAUAGACAGGGAGUGGCAGCCAGGAGGGGCUUCUUUCAGAGAGGGUUGUCCGCUUCUGACAAGCGACAGCUUAUGAAGAAAAGUCGGAGCUGUGCGGUGGAUGAAGAAGAAGAAGAUGAAAUUUCACAGACUCAGCAGCCAAAAACCCCUGAUACCCCUGUCACACCUGCAAGUUCUGACACAGGAAAACCAUCUGUGCAUGCGUGGAUAAACAGCAUUUCAUCAGCAGAAUCCUUAGAUUCCCCUAUAAGCUCAAUAGGCCAGGAUGAACUGGACUUUGAGUUGUCAGAGGGACGUAAGGGUUCCUGCCCAGGUUCUAUAGAAGAUGAUCUGAGUCUGGGAGCUGAGGCUCAGGUCAUGUAUGCUGGACAAAUGGGGAUGCUAAACAGGCAGACCUCAGACCCAUACCAGAUACUUGGUCAUACUGAUGCUAGGCAACGUAGGACAGCCUACCUAAAGAACCAGUACAUGUUUGGGAACAGUUUUGAGUCUGUUAGGACCUCGUCUAGUCAAACUGUUUCAAGCAUUGAGAUGCUGCUAGAGCAGAGGAAAGGAGACCCAGAAGAAAUUCUUGAAAAUCUUGGUUUUGGUGGCAGUGACAAUGAUCGUCUUUCCACUAAACUACCUCUGCGCUUUCUGCUCCACCCUUCCCAGGCGCACGGAAUCAGCGUGGAAGACUUCCUGCAAGAAAAUGAAGAACUCCGCGACAAGCUGCACCAGCUCCAUGGCGGACCCUCAGGUAUACCACUGUGGGUCCUGCAAAGAUCUCAGUUCAACCGAGCCAUGUCCAUGCCAAUGGAUCAGAUCAUGACGCCAUCUUGGGUCGCAUAUCUCCAUCAGACGGCACCAAGGCAUGGGUCACUUCCAUGUUUUCGAGAUACUUUCCAAUUGUCUUCUACACUUGCCAGGAGAGAUAGCAUUCUCAGUGAGGAUAACCGGAAAGCCUUAGAGAAAAGGGGAUUUUAUCAGUCUCCAAAAGAUGACUCAUUUUUGCCUUCAAAAUCUUCCUUUGGAGAGAAACCUCCCCCCAUGAGACAGAGAAGCAAUACCUUUUCAGGGAUGACUGAACUCAAAAGGAAACAAUCUGAAGACCCUAAGUCCAAACCAAGGUCUGCCACUAAUCCAGAACAACGAGAAUCUCCCCCUACUGAUUUUAAGUUGAGUUUACCUAAAGAUGAUCCUGCUCAAAGAAAAUGUGUUCACCCAUCUGUGUUUGUGUUUGACGUUGAGGGAUAUCAGAAAAAUGAAACUUGUAAUACUGGUGCAGAUUUUUCUGCAUUGGUCCCAACAAGAUUUUUGUCCUCUGGGCAGCCACAGAACAGUAGUCAAAGUGAUGACACUGUAGACAAGGCAUCGCCAAAACGUAAGAAACUUCCUGUGUCAUACAACCUUGAACUUGAACCUGUAAAGGAAGAGCCAGAAAAAAGUCCCUCAGUUCAAAGUGUUAUUAUGGCUUUUCCUACAGACAGUGUAUUUGAUAAAGGAAAUGAAGAAACUCUUUCAAAAGACCAGCACCUCGUUGACACAACAAUUACAGAAGAUGAACAAAAAGAUCUGCCCAUGUGUAAAUCUGGAGAGGUAGUGGAAAUCAGUAUGCUAGAUGUUCCUGUUGAAACUGAGACUCUACCUAAUUCUACACCCUCAGAUAGCACAGAGGCGGAGCUUAAGUCUCCAGACAGCAAGGGGGUGGAGCCAGGGCCCAGUUCCGGUGUGACUGGCAGCAAAAUAAGACAUCCCAAACUACAAGGUAUUCUGCAUCAGGAAUCUUUGGAAAUUGCAGAACACAUGUCACAUGAGCAGCCUGUAUCCAAAGCAACUGAAGGUCUUCGUUGUAGUAGUGGCCAGUCAGAUAGUAGUGGUGUGUUCUCUGAGCAUAUGGAUGGGGAACAACAAGAUUUACGUUUACUCCAAGAGGCUCCACAGUUGCCAACCAGAGGCAGGUCGACUGCAUCAGAAACUGAAUCUGAAUUGACACCAACCCCUGCCAGUAGUUGUUUGACAUUAAGUGAAGAUGGCUUAGCCACUGAUGGCUAUCCUUCAGACAUUUCAAGUAGCCCUAGUGGCAGAGUCUAUAAAAUUACAUACUCAAUAGUGACUGCAGAUGAAGUUCCCCCCAACUCCCCAAAGCCCAAACUCAAGUUCAAACUGAAACAGAAGCACAAAGAACAUAGGAGUCGUCACUUGGAAAAUACAAAUUCAGCUGUAGGUGGUGAUGUUAUUCAAGAGGAGACACAUCAGGCAGUGAAGUCUGAAAAAGAGUCAGCACAUGGUGAUGAGGUUACCUCAAUAGCUGACAAUAAACAUGAUUUCGACUUUCAAGAAGAGAGUCCCAUGAAGGAAACAUCCUUGCAGAACAAUGGUGUUGAAGAAUUGGAGGCAAUUCCUUUUUCGAAGCGUGAUGCAGAAGAGUUGACUGUACUAACAUCUUUAUUGAAGGAACCAUAUUUGCGCAAGGUCUAUGGAGGGGCAUCUACGCGGACUCUCUUUGAUCGAUGGACCAAGAUCCAGUACAAGCAUCGACUUUUGGAGGAAGCAAAACUCAUACAAAAGGCAUUGCAGCAGUACCGUGGAGAGUUACAAAUGCUAGAAAAAAGACAAGUCAAUAAACCUUUCCAAGAUGGAAUGGAGGAAGAUCUGCAGUGUCUGGAUGAGUUAAAGAAAUUGAUCAAGGACGAGGUGUUCCAGUUAGAGCAGUCCUUGUCGCAGAGAAUCAAGAUGAUAAUAUCUGGUGAACCUCCACAACUGCCAUCUAUGGGACAUCUUCAGGUAGUGCAGCAGAUGAUAGGCCUGUUAAAGGAACAACACUACCAUCGCAGCGUAGAUGCCCAGUCUUAUCCACAGCCCAUGGUCAGUCCUAUGGUCAGUCAAGUCACCAUGACAACUGCCCCCUGGAUACCACCGCCUGGAGAAGACUACAUACAGGAAAUGCUGAAAUCUUCUCUGGCAGAGAUGAAGGUGGAUUUGUUCCAAGAACUAACUACACAUUUUUCGAGCGUAGUUGAUUCUCUUAAAAAAGAGCUGCAGGAAAGUGAUGAAGAAAUUGUUACCUUGAAAAAAAAGCUAGAGACGCUGAUGGAAGCUGAAACUUAUGAGACAGAAGUCUGAUGAACAGCCGUUUAGGAAUCAUUUCUUGCAUAUUUGUACUAAUUUGAAAAAAAAACACUUAAUCAUUAUAUUGUUCUUGAAGAAUGUACCUUGUCCAGUUUUAAACUGAAAAGCUUUAAGAAGGGGUUGUGUUAGAUUCAUCAGCAGUGCUGUAAAAUGAUAUUUUAGCUAUUAGAUUUCUCAUGAACAAGUUAAAAAAAAAUAAUGAUAAUAAUAAGCACACAGGUCCUUAACAAUAUGCUAACAAAACAUUGGAUUAUGCUACUACUUUUGACCAGAGGUAAUUGCUUUAUUGACUACAGAAACUUUCUUAAAUAUAUGGGAAUGGUCUUUGUAACAGACAAAUAUAAAAAUCAAUUAUGUCAGCAGGUAGAUUUGUUAAUGCUACAAUUGUUUCAGAUCUGACAUUCCAGUCCUUUCUAAAAAAAA
This is a messenger RNA of Lingula anatina, 5006 nucleotides long. RefSeq lists its product as uncharacterized. NCBI's taxonomy places the organism in Eukaryota, Metazoa, Brachiopoda, Lingulata, Lingulida, Lingulidae. The record is from RefSeq and is a predicted model, not a curated record. Gene Ontology annotation, molecular function: signaling receptor binding.